Dermatophagoides pteronyssinus (European house dust mite) is the source of this 3688-nucleotide messenger RNA. Its product is annotated as endoplasmic reticulum transmembrane helix translocase. Gene Ontology annotation, biological process: transmembrane transport; intracellular calcium ion homeostasis. The record is from RefSeq and is a predicted model, not a curated record. Gene Ontology annotation, cellular component: endoplasmic reticulum membrane. Gene Ontology annotation, molecular function: ATP hydrolysis activity; ATP binding; ATPase-coupled monoatomic cation transmembrane transporter activity. Lineage: Eukaryota; Metazoa; Arthropoda; Arachnida; Sarcoptiformes; Pyroglyphidae.
UUCCAUAAUUGAAUUUCGAAUUACUGUGCAUUGUUAUAUAUUUAAAAAAAAAUUUUAGUGGUCAACGUAGAUUUAAUUGUACAAUAUGUUGAAAGAUCUUACUUCAGUCCGUGAUAGUACCGAUCAAUUGGUACAAAAAGUUCAGUGUUAUAAUGUAAAACCACUAAUUUUGCAAGGUUUUAUUGGGCCAUUUUUCACACUACAAUCAAUUUUAUGUGUUUGGUAUUUUUAUUCCGAUGAAAAUUAUUCCGAUAUUUAUAUUAUCACCGGUGGUACACUUUGUUUAUUGCAAGUGCUAACAUUCUUAUCUGGAAUGUGGUCCGUACAUUGUCUUUGUUUUCUUUCCUAUUCAAAGGUAAGAAACGUAGCCGAUGCAGCCUGGGCCAAAGUAGUGCCGACUCCUAAUAAUGGUUCUGCUGAACUUGUACCAUUACGCCAUACAAAAAUUGAUGAUAAAGAAACUAUUUGGUUUUUGUUUCAAAAAACCAAAUAUGUUUAUGAUUAUGAAAAACAAACAUUUCAUCAAAUUAUAUUUCCUACGGAUCUCCCGUAUAAAACAUAUCAAAAAUGGCAUGGCUAUCCCAAUGAUAAUGAGCUACAAACGGCAAUUAAAUUAUAUGGAAAAAAUCUUCUCGACAUGGAUAUACCAGAUUUUUGGACAUUAUUUCGUGAACGAGCAACAGCACCAUUUUUUGUUUUUCAAGUAUUUUGCGUUGGUCUCUGGUGUUUGGAUGAAUUUUGGUAUUAUAGUUUAUUCACUUUAAUGAUGUUGGUUGCAUUCGAAAGCAUUCUGGUCACACAACAAUUGAGAAAUAUGGCUGAAAUUCGUAAGAUGGGCAAUAAACCAUAUGAAAUGUUGGCUUAUCGUAAUCAUAAAUGGCACUCAAUUCUAUCGUCCGAACUUAUACCGGGUGAUAUUAUAUCCAUCGGUCGAUCUCAAGAUGAUAAUCUUGUUCCUUGUGAUUUAAUACUAUUACGUGGUUCAUGUAUUGUUGAUGAAUCAAUGUUGACUGGUGAAUCGGUACCACAGAUGAAAGAACCGAUUGAAAAUCUGACCGAUGUCGGUGAUCGUCAAUUUAAUGUUGAUACCGAUGGAAAACUACAUGUUUUGUAUGGUGGCACCAAAAUUAUUCAGCAUACAUCCCCUGUGAAAAAUGCUGUCAGUUUACGAGCCAGCGAUAAUGGUUGUGUAGCAUAUGUACUGCGUACCGGAUUUCAGACAUCUCAGGGAAAAUUGCUUCGAACAAUUCUUUAUGGUGUUCAACGAGUUACGGCCAAUAAUAUCGAGACAUUUGGUUUCAUCUGUUUUUUGCUUAUUUUCGCUAUUGCUGCCGCAUCAUACGUUUGGAUUCAUGCUUCAGAAGAUCCUAAACGAAAUAAAUAUAAAUUAAUGCUCGAAUGUGCAUUAAUCUUAACAUCAGUCGUACCACCGGAAUUGCCCAUAGAAUUAUCUUUGGCUGUCAAUAGUUCAUUGACUUCAUUAAUUAAGCUGUACAUUUUUUGUACCGAACCAUUUCGAAUUCCAUUUGCCGGAAAAGUUGAUAUUUGCUGUUUUGAUAAAACUGGCACAUUAACCAGUAAUGAUCUUGUAGUCGAAGGCAUAGCCGGUCUUGAUUCACAAAAUGAUCAAAAAAUUCAAGCAGCUCAUGAAGUACCAAUUGAAACCAUUCAAGUAUUAGCCACAUGUCAUUCACUUGUCUGCUUAGACGAUGGACUCGUUGGUGAUCCGUUGGAAAAAUCCACACUCAAAGCAAUCGAUUGGACAUUGACUAAAGGUGAUUCGGUCAUUCCUCGCAAAGGCAAGCAAACAGGUCUAAAGAUAUUCCAUCGAAAUCAUUUUUCAAGUCAAUUGAAACGAAUGUCUGUUAUUGCUGGUUAUAAUGACGUUACAUCAGGUGAAUCCAGUUACUUUGUAUCGAUUAAAGGAGCUCCAGAAAUUCUUAAACCAAUGUUUUCGAAAAUUCCUUCACAAUAUGAUAACGUAUAUCUGGAAAUGUCUCGUAAAGGUGCCCGUGUAUUAGCAUUGGGUAGAAAAAACUUGGGCAAUAUUUCGUCUGGACAAAUUAGGAAUUUAACUCGUGAAGAAGUAGAAACUGAACUCGAAUUUGUUGGCUUCUUAAUCAUUUCCUGUCCUCUAAAACCUGAUUCGAUAGCUGUUAUGAAAGAGAUUAUUGCUUCAUCACAUUAUGUUACCAUGAUUACCGGUGAUGCACCACUUACCGCUUGUCAUGUAGCUAAAGAGCUAUAUUUUGUUUCGGAUAAAAAACCAACAUUGAUUCUUCAUGGAACGGAAAAACCUGCAUGGAAAUCAAUAGAUGAAACGAUCCGUUUACCCCUUAUACCUGAUAAAGAGGAAUUUUUUCGAAAAUACGAAUUCUGUGUAACUGGUGAUAGUCUUAAUGCAUUAUUGGAUUAUGAUCCAAAAUUUUUUGUAAAAAUUUUGCCAAAAAUCCGUGUAUUCGCACGUGUCGCACCGAAACAAAAAGAAUUUAUCAUAACAUCAUUACGAUCAUUGGGUUAUACAACAUUGAUGUGUGGUGAUGGAACCAACGAUGUUGGUGCAUUGAAGCAUGCAAAUGUCGGCGUUGCCUUAUUAUCGAAUCCAUUACCCAUACCUAAAACGAAAACCGAAAAGCCACCCAACAACGCUCUAGCUAAUAAUAAUGGCGAUUAUCGUCGUUCAAUCAAUGAUGUAUUAGCCGAGCGGAAUACUAAUCGUAUGUCAAACAAUAGUCAUCAUAAACAACGACGACAUCAAGCUCAUAAUAAUAAUGCCAUGAAUCCUUCUUCAGUAAAUCCACGUAUGGUUAGGACACAAGAACGAAUCAAUCAAUUAUUGAAAGAAUUAGAAGAACAAGAUAAAGCUCAAAUUGUCAAGUUAGGCGAUGCGAGCAUUGCUGCACCAUUCACAUCGAAGCUAUCAUCCAUUCAAUGCAUUUCGCAUAUAAUUCGUCAAGGCCGUUGUACAUUAGUGACAACAUUACAAAUGUUUAAAAUUCUUGCUCUUAAUGCUCUAAUUUUAGCCUAUUGUCAAUCAGUUCUUUAUCUGGACGGAAUUAAAUUCAGUGACGGUCAAGCUACACUACAAGGACUAUUCUUGACUGGUUGUUUUCUAUUUAUCACUCGAUCAAAGCCAUUAUCAGUGCUAUCUAAACGCCGUCCAUUAUCCAACAUAUUCAACCUGUACACAAUAUUGACUGUGCUGCUUCAAUUCGCUGUUCAUUUUGUGGCCUUGGUUUAUCUAGUCCGUCAGGCAACAGCAAUGUCGCCACCACGGGUGGAAAAAUUUGCCGAUUUAGAUACAGAAUUCAAACCAUCUUUGUUGAAUUCGACUGUCUAUAUAAUUUCAAUUUCAUUGCAAGUUGCAACAUUUGCCGUCAAUUACAAGGGUCAUCCAUUCAUGUGCAGUUUGGCCGAAAAUCGUCCACUUUUGUACAGUAUUCUUGGCUCAUUCGGUUUGGUAAUUGUUCUUGUUACCGGUGUGAUGCCUGAAUUUUCUGAACAAUUUUCCGUUGUUGAAUUUCCACAGCCGUUUCAAACGACCAUACUAAUGGUAUUGGCUUCUGAUCUUAUUGGUGCAUUAUUUAUUGAUCGACUAUGUGAAUUGAUUUUGGAUCGGUCAUCGAUGAAAUCGAUUUAGGUUCUGGUUUAUAAUUAGAAUAUUUUUUCAAAUUUAUUUAAAUUGAAC